Messenger RNA from Linnemannia hyalina, 603 nucleotides. The record is from the annotation of a GenBank genome assembly. NCBI's taxonomy places the organism in Eukaryota, Fungi, Mortierellomycota, Mortierellomycetes, Mortierellales, Mortierellaceae.
AUGACAGCAACCACCCAGAACUUGGGAACAGGAUCAGUCGCUUUGCCACCCUCCAAGACGCCAUCGCCUACACAAGCCAACAUCAGCUCCGGCUUUGAUAUCGUCGUUGUGAAACUCGCCCACCGUAUCCGGGUCUUGGUGAAGGAGGGCACUGUACAUUUGCGGGAGUUGUCGAUUACGAUGACGAUUUUGAAGUUUCAUUAUACCACGGCGCUGGACUUUGUGGCCGAGGACCUCUCCUUCCUCAUCUGCAGUAUCAUUACCGCCCUCCGCCCUGAUCGGACUGAUUCCCAACCAACAAAAUUCGUCUCCAGGAUACCUGAUGCACUUUCCAAAUCUCAAAGCCUCGUCUACAUCAGCAUCCGAGUCCGAGCCGCGGACUUGCGGACACUCAGGACGGGAAUCAAGGGUCUGGACACCAAGGAGUGCAUGUUGCGCGCGCGACCGAUCUCUGGAGGACUGGGUAGAGGAAGCAUAUACUGGCGAGACGCGGACAACGAUGACUAUUGCUUUUCGAUCGAGGCACGCGUCGGCCGCCAUCUGUUGCGGUUCGAGAAACUGAAGAGUGUUGGACUCGGUUACAAGAGCUGGCAUCCUUACUAG